Pan troglodytes (chimpanzee) is the source of this 2105-nucleotide messenger RNA. RefSeq names its product t-complex 1 (gene TCP1). The record is from RefSeq and is a predicted model, not a curated record. Bases 807 to 2012 code for a protein of 401 amino acids. Gene Ontology annotation, biological process: protein folding. NCBI's taxonomy places the organism in Eukaryota, Metazoa, Chordata, Mammalia, Primates, Hominidae. Gene Ontology annotation, molecular function: ATP binding; ATP-dependent protein folding chaperone; ATP hydrolysis activity. The transcript has 11 exons.
UUACAACCUUUUCUAGAAGGCACUAGAAUGGCCCACUGCGUCUGCGCAACAUCGUUUGAGGCGAAGGUUCAACCUCUUCCCAGCGGUCCAACAUCCGACUUCCGUUCUCCGCUUUCGCGCCCUUCCCAUCGGCUAUCUAAUUGGACAAAAAUGCCGAGCCCGCCCCUUCCCCGGAGCCUCACUUCCGUCACAGUCCCGUUUCUCUCCCUGUUGCCCCUGCCUCUUUUUCCUUCCCGCCGUGCCCCGCGGCCAGGCCGGGGCAGCCGGGAAGCGGGUGGGGUGGUGUGUUACCCAGUAGCUCCUGGGACAUCGCUCGGGUACGCUCCACGCCGUCGCAGCCACUGCUGUGGUCGCCGGUCGGCCGAGGGGCCGCGAUACUGGUUGCCCGCGGUGUAAGCAGAAUUCGACGUGUAUCGCUGCCGUGAAGAUGGAGGGGCCUUUGUCCGUGUUCGGUGACCGCAGCACUGGGGAAACGAUCCGCUCCCAGAACGGAUGUAACCAUUACUAACGAUGGUGCAACCAUCCUGAAGUUACUGGAGGUAGAACAUCCUGCAGCUAAAGUUCUUUGUGAGCUGGCUGAUCUGCAAGACAAAGAAGUUGGAGAUGGAACUACUUCAGUGGUUAUUAUUGCAGCAGAACUCCUAAAAAAUGCAGAUGAAUUAGUCAAACAGAAAAUUCAUCCCACAUCAGUUAUUAGUGGCUAUCGACUUGCUUGCAAGGAAGCAGUGCGUUAUAUCAAUGAAAACCUAAUUGUUAACACAGAUGAACUGGGAAGAGAUUGCCUGAUUAAUGCUGCUAAGACAUCCAUGUCUUCCAAAAUCAUUGGAAUAAAUGGUGAUUUCUUUGCUAACAUGGUAGUAGAUGCUGUACUUGCUAUUAAAUACACAGACAUAAGAGGCCAGCCACGCUAUCCAGUCAACUCUGUUAAUAUUUUGAAAGCCCAUGGGAGAAGUCAAAUGGAGAGUAUGCUCAUCAGUGGCUAUGCACUCAACUGUGUGGUGGGAUCCCAGGGCAUGCCCAAGAGAAUCGUAAAUGCAAAAAUUGCUUGCCUUGACUUCAGCCUGCAAAAAACAAAAAUGAAGCUUGGUGUACAGGUGGUCAUUACAGACCCUGAAAAACUGGACCAAAUUAGACAGAGAGAAUCAGAUAUCACCAAGGAGAGAAUUCAGAAGAUCCUGGCAACUGGUGCCAAUGUUAUUCUAACCACUGGUGGAAUUGAUGAUAUGUGUCUGAAGUAUUUUGUGGAGGCUGGUGCUAUGGCAGUUAGAAGAGUUUUAAAAAGGGACCUUAAACGCAUUGCCAAAGCUUCUGGAGCAACUAUUCUGUCAACCCUGGCCAAUUUGGAAGGUGAAGAAACUUUUGAAGCUGCAAUGUUGGGACAGGCAGAAGAAGUGGUACAGGAGAGAAUUUGUGAUGAUGAGCUGAUCUUAAUCAAAAAUACUAAGGCUCGUACAUCUGCAUCGAUUAUCUUACGUGGGGCAAAUGAUUUCAUGUGUGAUGAGAUGGAGCGCUCUUUACAUGAUGCACUUUGUGUAGUGAAGAGAGUUUUGGAGUCAAAAUCUGUGGUUCCCGGUGGGGGUGCUGUAGAAGCAGCCCUUUCCAUAUACCUUGAAAACUAUGCAACCAGCAUGGGGUCUCGGGAACAGCUUGCGAUUGCAGAGUUUGCAAGAUCACUUCUUGUUAUUCCCAAUACACUAGCAGUUAAUGCUGCCCAGGACUCCACAGAUCUGGUUGCAAAAUUAAGAGCUUUUCAUAAUGAGGCCCAGGUUAACCCAGAACGUAAAAAUCUAAAAUGGAUUGGUCUUGAUUUGAGCAAUGGUAAACCUCGAGACAACAAACAAGCAGGGGUGUUUGAACCAACCAUAGUUAAAGUUAAGAGUUUGAAAUUUGCAACAGAAGCUGCAAUCACCAUUCUUCGAAUUGAUGAUCUUAUUAAAUUACAUCCAGAAAGUAAAGAUGAUAAACAUGGAAGUUACGAAGAUGCUGUUCACUCUGGAGCCCUUAAUGAUUGAUCUGAUGUCUCUUUUAUUUAUAACAAUGUUAAAUGCAAUUGUCUUGUACCUUGAGUUGAGUAUUACACAUUAAAGUAAAGUACAAGCUGUAAA